AACGGAAGGACGGCCAGCUGCUCCGUUAUUCGUCUCAUCUUGCGUCGAUAUUUUUGUUUUGAUGGGUUAACUAACCUCAGGAAACAUGUCGAUAUAAAACUGAGACAAUCCAAACUGGGAAACUUGAAAUGGACUAACGCGAGUGGACUCUUUUACACAGUGUUGUGAUUUUAUUUCGCCGGUGGUCGCUUUAACGGUUUUUGCACAUUUUCAUCCCCGCUGAUGUCCACCUGUUACCGCUGCUUACGGACCUGUAGACAGCCUCACCACGGAGCCUCAUAUUCAACCAACUUCUACUGAGAUGGCCCGUGCAGAGACCAUCGAGAGUGUCGGAGAAACUGGAGGACAACACAACACCUGCCGCAUGGAGCUGCCUCGGCCUUUCCACACCUGGCCAGGCCUGCUUAGCACACCCACCAUCACUACCAGUGGCAUUGGCACAGGGGACAUGCACCCCCACCAUCUGCACCCUUUGCAGGCUCUCUACCUGUCGUACCCCCUGCCUUACCCCCACCCAGAGGGCCAGUACGAGCCCCAGACUCACCAGCAGAUUCCUGCGUUACUGCCAUCACGAACGCCUCCUCCUUCACCGCCAUGUAAUCGGAGGGAGGAGAGAGGUGGAGGCCAUGUACCCAGUGCCUUCUCAAGAGAGCAAUCAGACUUGGACAGAGAGGAGCACACAGAUGCCUCCAGCCGGCUGGGCCCAUUGCCUGACCUGCUGCCCCAGAACGAGCACCCCUCCAUGGCUCUCAGAGGAGAGGCAGAGCAGGAGCUUGAGGUCCGGAGAGUAGCCCACCAGCUGAGGAUCAUUGGAGAUGAAUUUAACGCCACAGUCCUGCGCAGAGCGCACGCUGCCCCCCACUGGCAGGACUGGAGAGACGCCUGCAGAGGACUUCUCAACUUUAUCACGCAGACUCUCAGCACUCUCUACAGGCUCACAUAGAAAGAGCCACGUCACUCCUAUCCAGCGGUUACCAUGGUGACACUCAUUUCAGGACCAUCAGACUGUUGCUUAUGAACAGAGCAACCCCAGCUAGUUACUGCGAUGUUUCAUCUGAACUUUGAGGACUAGCGUGUCCUGAAAUCAAACGUUUACUUGAACAGAGGAUUUCAGAGCUGGACAUCAGUGAGGGGUUACCUGCUGGCUGGAUCAGGGUGCCAUGCAUGGAAACUGGGCCCCACAUGUCCGUUACUCAGUCUGCUGGUCCAGACUGCAGCUGACCGACUGUUUGUAUAUUUUGUAAAAUCUGAUUUCUUUCUCUGUCUUUGUCAACGUCUCGGGGGCCGUCUCCUUCUGGGGCAGGUGUGAUUGAAGUGUUUAUGAGUGAAUGUGUGAAUGAACGUUUGUGCACAUGGUAGAUCGGGGUCAAACUGAUUAGUUUGUAUUAUGAGGUAUCAGCAAUAGAAGGUUUUUAUCUACUCUUGAAACAUUUCACUUAUUUUGGGAGGAGUUGGGAUGUUUGUAUAGAUGAGUCACUGGUGAAGCUCUUUGUCAUCCAGCUUCAAUGACAGUUAAAUUUAUUGAAGAGAAAGGUUCUUUUGCUUUUGGUACUGUGGAAGCCCAUUUUUGCCAGUAAAAAAGGAAAGAAAGUGAAGCAUUUAUGAAAAAAAAAACUUAAGUAUUAAACUCAAAAUUAUGAUGUGAGAGUAAAAACUAUCACUUAAAAGUCAAAAUAAUGAUAUUUUAAGUCUUGAAAAACAUCUUAUAAAAUAAUAAAAUUAUAUUAUAAAGUACAGUUUGUAAAAUUGUAAGACAAUAAGCCAACAGUAUGUCAGAAAUUUUAAAAUUAUUGUUCAAAAAGUUUGAACUUACUAAAAAAAGUCUACAUUAUGAGACUUUUUCUUACUAUUCCAACAUCUUAUUUCAUCGUAAUGAGUUUUUUACGUCAAGAUUUAAGCUUUUUGCUUCAUAAUUUGGACUUUUUUUGUUCACAUUUGCACUUUUAACGCAUAGUUAGGAAUUAAUAAGAGAAUUUUGCCUUUUAAUAUUAUGAUUUUGACUUUUUCUCUCAUAAAUUGGUAUUUUUAUCUUAUGACUAUGAUUUAAGACUUAAAUGUUUUUUCUGGCAAUGUUGGACUUCCGCACAUUUCUUUGAGCUUUUUAUUUGUUCGUGUGCAGUCUUCAUGUUCAGAUUAUUCCUUUGGACUGAACUUCCCCCUGACAUCAUCUGAGUUUAUAAAAACUCCUUCAGAAGAUAGUUCCAGGUAUGAUUUGACCCCCAUCUCAUAUGUACGUCUUUAUUUUGCUUCUUGUGCCCCCAUACGUUGUGAUAAACUGUGAAAGUGGACGCUGUAUUUACAUGGCUGGGAAAUGUUGGGUGUUAUUCCACUAUGGAGCGAAGCACAGAGUGAACCUCUCUCCCAAUCUGCUUCAUCUCAUCACACGACAACGACGACGACGUGCCUUUCUGCUCACAAACCAGGACAAUCAGCCGCAUAUACAUUCAAAGAAACACACACAUGCUUCCUAAGUGCUUUGUUUGCAGUCUCUAAACUCCAGUGUCAUUUGCAUUACAGUCAAACGAUGCAGCGUCAACGCUGCUGCAGGUCAUUUAAGGACAGAAACGGUCUAAUCCCCUCCUGGCUCACUGUAAAUUCCUGCACACUUUUCAUAUGUCAGUGUUGGGAGCUGCAGGUCACGCCUGUGUCCACAGUGUUUAUAGAUACUUUGGUUUGUAAAUAAUAUUUUGGAAGAUGAAUCUAACAGAUAUGUUAAAUUUUGAUGGACUUUAAGAGUACUUAUCAAAGUGAGCGUUCACAGUGUUUGUUUGGGAGAUCUUUUUGUAUUUCUGAGCAGAGUUUGAAUUUAAAUCCAGUGGAUUUGAGAUGGUAUUCGAGACUUAAAGAAAAUAAUUUGGAUCCUUUUGAAUGUUAAAAGUUAUUUGAUGAUUUUUGUAAAUUGACCCUUUGGUUGUGCGAUUAUUUUCAUUGUAGUUGUGGAGAAAAUGUUUAAUAAUUGCUCCUAUUUUGAGAAUAAUUUAUUUUGGAAAGUAGCUUUUCUGUAGCUUUUAUUUUAUGUAUUAUUUAUUGUUUUCUUACAUUCCCUAUCAGAACUAUGGAUUAAGUUGAACUUGAGUUGUUCUAAAUAAGACAAGAGUGAAUGAAAUACACAAAGAAAGUGAUUGCAUCACAUUUCCUUAUUCAUAUAUAUGUUUUAUAUUGUUUCUCCUGUUACAGAUUCAUGAGAUCUGAUAUCUUAGGACUGUUCACUGACAAUGUUGACUACUACUUAAUCUACUGGUGCAUUUCCACAUGUGGUACUUGCUUAAUUUGGCUUUACUCUGCUUGGUUUUGGUUGCCAGACUCAGUUUUUCCUGGCAGUCAAACUUUGAUAGUUCCUUUCAAAGUCGACAUGGCUGUUCCAGCAGGAAGACUACUUUUAUUCCAGAGAAGUUAUAAGCAGAGAGACAAAAUGCUGUUGAAAAGUACAGGAGAGUUUAGGAAGUCAUACAGCAGUACAAAAAUAAAGACAAAAGGGGUUUAAUUCCUGUGUUGGACAUCACACUCAUGGCGCUCCCAGGGACCUUACUCAGUGGUUUAGGGUCUCGAACGCCACAUUUUAGUAUCAGCUCAGCUCGCCAUAGGUGACACCAAAAAAGUAUCAGGUAUGAUUCUUAAAGUAAAAUUUAAAAAAAUAAUUUGAGUCAAACAAGUCAAGCCAGUACCAGCUAGUAGAAAAGCACCACCUGUUAAACAUGCUGGGAUUUUUGUCACAUUUUUAUCAGUAGCAUCACCAGCUGUUAAAGAGUGCAGUCAACAACAGUAAAACUGCACGAGCAUCUUAACAGCCUACCAACAACACUGUUUAGUUUAGAGCAGUGUUGGCAUUUAUUCUUUUACUUAUGAAUACCAUCAACACACCUGCGUUCACAUGCAUUCCUACCUCUCUUAAUUGCUCAGAAUAAACACAGAGUAAAUAUUUUAAAACUGUACUUUUUAAAAGAAUUAGUCCUUGUGAAUCCCCUGUAAAGCACACUUGAAAAAAACAUGUUUACAGUUUGAAUAGUGUGAAGUGAUGUAACAGCUUUCAUUGUGUAUUUCAGGUUUGAUGGACAAGUACCAAAAUCGCCCCUUUAAAGCACAAAAAAGAUCAAGUUUUGGCUUCACAGACUGCUAGCAAUACUAAAACUUUUGACUCAGACUGAACUAAAAAAGUGAUAUUGAAAUCUCCAGGAUGUCUCCAAUGUUAAAAUUUCAUCUCAGAAUUGCCCACCGAGGAGAAUAACUUUAUUUCAGGGAGAAUUUGACUGAAAUCAGGGUUUCAGAAAUCUUAAAAAGUAUCAGGAACAUCAUUACCUGUGGCUGUUAUAUCUGGUUAAACCACUCUCAUUGGCCUUAGCGACACUGUUUUGUAUGUUUUUAGUAAAGGGCCUUCUUUUGAACUCUUUUGAAGCCUUGCUGUACAAAGUCAGAAUGAUACCACUGCCUGCAGGUGUUCAGCGGACACAGAGGGGCUGAGUAAAGAACAACUGCUAGCACAUUUUACAGCGUGUAUAUUUGUAUUUUUAGACAGUUUUCUAGCAGUGCUUUCAGCCAUGUUUGCUCUCGUAAUGCUGGGUAAAGGUCGACAGAAAGAACGUGUCAGAUACUUUACAAACUCACCUGUAAGUACUUUAGUCAUUCAACCUGUAGGUGAUAGCUUACCUGGCUUAUCUGAGCAUGUGCAGAAGCUCACUUCCUGGUUUGUUUAUCCUGUGAGAGUGCACUUCCUGGUUCAGGGCUCAUGUCAUCACAUGCAGUGUGUUUUUGCUGUUUUUCAACUUUUUCUAUUGUAAACUUUCUACAUGAAUUUUGUACUUUUUCUUUUUUAUAUAUUAAA
Molecule: messenger RNA, 4819 nt
Organism: Cheilinus undulatus (humphead wrasse)
Lineage: Eukaryota; Metazoa; Chordata; Actinopteri; Labriformes; Labridae
Exons: 4
Coding region: 302-943 (213 amino acids)
Source: RefSeq, a predicted model, not a curated record